This is a messenger RNA of Aspergillus wentii DTO 134E9, 1065 nucleotides long. Its product is annotated as FPP/GGPP synthase family protein. The record is from RefSeq and is a predicted model, not a curated record. Gene Ontology annotation, biological process: isoprenoid biosynthetic process. Bases 1 to 1065 code for a protein of 354 amino acids. Lineage: Eukaryota; Fungi; Ascomycota; Eurotiomycetes; Eurotiales; Aspergillaceae. Gene Ontology annotation, molecular function: prenyltransferase activity. The transcript has 4 exons.
AUGCUUCAGGAAUAUCUCUCUCAAGCCAGUCACACCAGUCAUGCAUCGCACGACUCAUUGUCGAGCGCCCACAGUGCCGACCACUCUGUGACUUCGACAUCGGAUGCUCAUCUGCCCGAGUUUCAUGAUAAUGUUGGGUCGAUUGAUGAGAAGCUGUCGAUGGAGUGGAAGGAGGAGAAUGAGACUGUUGUCCGAGAACCAUACGACUAUGUUGCCGGUAUUCCUGGCAAGGAGAUUCGACGACAGCUUCUGAAUGCCUUUAAUGUGUGGUAUCAGGUUGAUGAGAAGGCCAGCAAGCUCAUUGCCGAUGCAGUCACCAUGGCUCACAAUGCAUCUCUCUUAAUCGACGACAUCCAAGACAGCUCCAAACUCCGCCGCGGCAUGCCCUGCGCCCACGAAGUCUACGGCACAGCCCAAACGAUCAACUCAGCCAACUACGUCUACUUCCAAGCACAAGAGCUACUCUUUGGUCUGCGCAACUGGCCGCAGGCUGUGUCUGUCUUCAACGACGAAAUGCUCAAUCUCCACCGCGGCCAGGGCAUGGAGCUAUUCUGGCGAGACAAUCUCCUCCCCCCAUCUGAGGAGGACUAUCUGCAGAUGAUUGCAAACAAGACAGGUGGCCUUUUCAGACUGAUUAACCGGUUGCUACAGGCUGCUAGCAAACACACAGUCGAGGUUGGACAGUUGGUUGAUGUGCUGGGAUUGUAUUUUCAGAUUCUGGAUGAUUACAAGAAUAUCCGAGAGGAAAAGAUGGCCUCCCAAAAAGGCUUCUUCGAAGACCUCACCGAAGGCAAAUUCUCCUUCCCCAUCUGCCACGCCAUCUGGGCCGAAAACCCCAACAAAGACGACCUGAUCGAUAUGAUGCGCAUGAAGACGGAAGACAUGGCCGUGAAGAAACAGGCGGUGCAUAUUCUGGAGAGAUCGGGCAGUCUGGAGUACACGAAGCAAGUUCUGUAUGGGCUGGAUCGAAAGGCGCGAGAAUUGCUGGCGGAGAGUAAACGGCCGAAUGCGCAGGUGGAGGGGUUGUUGGAUUUGAUGCUGAACAGUCUGGAGCGAUGUGGAUAG